Mycena indigotica is the source of this 1422-nucleotide messenger RNA. Its product is annotated as PUM-HD domain-containing protein. Gene Ontology annotation, biological process: nuclear-transcribed mRNA catabolic process, deadenylation-dependent decay. Gene Ontology annotation, cellular component: cytoplasm. The record is from RefSeq and is a predicted model, not a curated record. Gene Ontology annotation, molecular function: mRNA 3'-UTR binding. The coding region runs from base 1 to 1422 and encodes 473 amino acids. NCBI's taxonomy places the organism in Eukaryota, Fungi, Basidiomycota, Agaricomycetes, Agaricales, Mycenaceae. The transcript is spliced from 10 exons.
AUGACACAUACAUCCUUCGAGUCACUUCUCGAACAUCACCUCUGCCUCAACAACCGACCUCCCAUGUCUCCAUAUACCGAUGUUAAACCAGCCUGUUUGUCUGACCCAAGGCAGCUCGUCUUCUUUGACUACAACUCACCUCUGCCGUUCUACUAUCCAACCUCUCCCAUGCUUUACCAGCCCCGGGCCCCGUCACGCAUGCUUUCAUCGCAACUGCCUUCAACGCCGGUUACAAUGACGGAGAAGAAGAUUGAGAUGCAGCACAACUUGCGACAACAGCUCGCCUCGCGCAAUAUGAUGUUUCCGCCGCUGUCUCCCAUGAGUUAUCCGCCUCAGCUAGAUUGUGGGCACCAAAUGCUCAAUAUGCCAGUGUACGGUGGUGGGCCUGGGUUUGGUAUGAUGGCGCGCGGAAAUCGCCGAUUCGAAAGCCAAACACUCUCGAUGCUGGACGAGUUUUGUGCGGCAAAGGGCAAGAAACGGGAGCUCAAUGACCUCAAAGGUCAUAUCGUCGAAUUCAGCAGCGAUCAACAUGGGUCACGUUUCAUUCAAACCGAGCUCAAUGACGCCACAAAUGUUUUCGGUAAUCAUGUGGGUAGCUUCAGCUUUGGUCCUCUUCGUCUUGCAAAUGUGCUCGCCACAGACGCCCUUGUUGGUGCCAUGGAAGGCCAUAUCAUCUACCUCUCGUCCCACGUCUAUGGCUGCCGCGUCGUGCAAAAAAAGCAGCAAGCCAAGUUUGUCCAAGAACUUGAGCCCCAUAUUCUCAGAUGUGUCAAAGACUCGAACGGGAGCCAUGUCAUUCAGAAGGUCAUCGAGCGAGUUUCUCCCGACCGACUUGGUUUCAUCUCAACCUUUAUCGGCCACGCCUAUGAGCUUGCUUCUCAUCCAUUCGGCUGUCGUGUCUUGCAACAAUGUCUUCGUCACCUUCCCGAACCAUACACCCGGCCACUUCUCGAUGAACUACUCAAAGGUCAUACGUCCAAUCUCAUGCAAGAUCAAUUUGGGAACUAUGUCGUCCAGUCCAUCCUGGAAAACGGAUUGCCCCGCGACCGAUCAUCCAUCAUUACUCAGCUUCGUGGGCGCAUGCUAUCAAUGGCUCGCCAGAAGUUCGCCUCCAAUGUCUGUGAAAAGGCAAUGAUAUUUGGCGACUCAGACGGUCGCAAGGCGAUAAUUGAAGAGCUGAUGGGACCAGCUGUGCGAUCUGAUGGCCCGACGCCAAUUGGGUUGCUCAUGAAGGAUCAAUACGGCAAUUAUGUUCUCCAACGAGCGCUUGCCGUAGCGGAAGGCGAGCAGAAAGAGGCCCUCAUCAAUGUCAUUCGUCCCCAACUAGCUACUAUACGCAGGCAUGCGACCGCUUACAGCAAACGUCUUACCUCUAUCGAACGGGAAUUGCAGAAACACACACCCAAGCCCGAUUGUGCAUAA